CAACGUCCCUGCCUGUGCCCGGAGCUCCAGCGAGCGAAUUCAGCCAUGUUGUUUGUGUAGCUGACAGCAACAGGUUCACAGUUCUAAACUUCGUCUUGUUUCAGUUUCUGAAUUGUUUUAAUAGUACCUGAAGGCUACAUACACGGGUGAUAAUCUGACGGACCUAAUCGACUUUGAAUUGAGGACCCAGAGGAGACGAAAGUCCAUGUUUUCCCCACUAGUUAGAGAUAACUGUGAGCUAUCCAGCAGCUGAGAACAGGACUGGUAGUCCCCCCCCUCCUGCCCACCUGCAGCCAUGAAUGGGGGCGUUAGUGUGUGGGCCAUCACCCCAGAUGAGAGGGGAAAACACGACCAGAAGUUCGACACCCUCUCUCCUGCCAUGGGCUUUGUCUCAGGGGAACAGGCCAGGAAGUUCUUCCUGCAGUCAGGUCUGCCCUCUCCAGUGCUGGCAGAGAUCUGGGCUCUGGCGGAUAUGAACAAGGAUGGAAAGAUGGACAGACUGGAGUUCUCCAUCGCUAUGAAGCUUAUUAAGCUCAAGCUGCAUGGCACGCCCCUCCCCUCGGCUCUGCCAAUCAUCAUGAAGCAGCCCCCAGUGCCCGCCCCUAGCCACGCCCACUCGGCUUCCAUGUCCAACUCUCGCUACGGGAUGGGCUCUAUGCCAAACCUGUCGAUGAUGCCAGGGGGCCUGGCCAUGCUGACCCCCAUCCCCAUGACGACAACAAUCUCACCCAUGACCUCACUCACACCCCUGGUCCCCACGGCAAUGGGCGUGAGUCCUCUGGUUGGCUCCAGCACCAUGCCCCUGCUGCCCUCGCUGGGAAGCCCCGCCCUGCCCAAUGGCACCAUGGGAUUUCUACAGCCCAUGCAGAGUGGAAUCAUGGGAACUGGUCUGACUCUGUCUGGUCCAUAUUCCUCUCCUCUGGGCUUGUCCUCCUCUCCUGCAGUCAACAUGUUUUCCUCUCUGCUGGACCUGGGCUCCAGCAGCUCCGCCUCCUCCUCCCCCGCCUCCCUGGCGGACGCCUCCCCAAAGACCGCCCCCUCCGACUGGGCCAUCCCCCACGCCACCCGCCUCAAAUACAGACAGCAGUUCAACAGCCUGGACAAGAACAUGACCGGAUACCUCUCAGGUCUUCAGGUGAGGAACGCCAUGGCAACCACUAUGCUAAGUCAAACACAGCUGGCAACCAUCUGGACCCUAGCGGACGUAGACAAGGAUGGCAAGCUGAAGGGGGAGGAGUUUAUCCUGGCCAUGCACCUGGUGGAUAUGGCCAAGACUGGACAGCCCUUACCUCUCAGUCUGCCUGCAGAGCUGAUCCCUCCAUCACACAGGAGUGCUGUGAACGGCAGCAGCAGCAGCUCCCUCUAUGCUGCCCUCACUGAUGACCUGGAAGUGGAACCAGCGCAGAAGACCAGGAGCAACUUGUCGUUCGAGGACAAGUUCAAGGCCAACCUGGAGCGGGGGAACGCGGAGCUGGAGAAGAGGAGGCUGGCCCUGCAGGAGGCGCAGAGGAGAGAGGAGGAGCGCCGCGCCCAGAAGGAGCGGGACGAGCGGGAGCGGAGAGAGCGGGAGGUCAGGGAGCUGGAGGAGAGGAGGAGGAAGGAGGAGGAGAGGAGGCUGGAGCGACAGAGGGAGCUGGAGAGGCAGAGGGAGGAGGAGAGGCUGAAGGAGGUGGAGAGAAAGGAGGCGGCCCAGCGUGAGCUGGAGCGUCAGAGGAAGGAGGAGUGGGAGAGGAGGAGGAGAGCAGAGAUGCAGAGCCAGAAGGGUCAGGAGCAGGAGGACAUCACCCGGCUGAGAGCCAAGAAGAGGAGUCUGGAGAUGGAGCUGGAGGCUGUGGGUAACAAGCACCGACAGAUAUCAGACCGUCUGCGCGAAGCCCAGAGCAAGAAGAGAGUUCAGAAGAGCGAGCUGGAGCUGACCAAUCAGAGAAGAGAGACCCGCAGACAGGACAUAAACACUUUGCAGAGACAGAUGGAGGAGUACCAGAGGAAGUUGUCCCAGCUGACACCAGAGCAGCAGAGGCUCAGUGAGAAGGUCAAGAACAUGGAGCUCAACAACCUCCCAGUGUCCACCAUGUCCACCCUGCGGCGCAGUGUGAGUGAGCGGAACGGAGUGUGCUCCGGGCUGAGGCAGCAGCUGGACGCCCUGGAGAGGGAGACAGCCUCCACCCUGGCCGACAUGGACCAGUACAACAACGGCCUGCUGGACCUGAGGGACAGUCAGAGGAAGCAGCAGUCUGCCCUGGAGAAGCUGCAGAGCAUCAGGGAGGACAAGCUGAGGGAGCUGAAGAGACUGAGGGAGCAGGAAGAGAACAGGAAGAGGAUGGAGGAGGACAGGAAGAGGAUGGAGGAGGAGGAAGCUCAAAGGCGUAUUAAGCUGGAGAAGGAGCGCCAGUGGCAGGAGAAGCUGCGGAGGGAGGAGGAGGAGAGGCAGAGGAGGCUGCAGGAGGAGAGGGAGGCCAAGCUGAGAGAGGAGGAGGAGAGGGAGACCCAGGCCCGUCUCCUGGCCGCCAGGGAGCUGGCCGAGCGAGAGCGCCGGGCCAGGGAGGAGGAGGAGAGGAGGAGGAGGGAGGAGGAGCGGAGGAGAGACGAGGAACGCAAGACGCAGGAGGAGAGGAGACGACAGGAGGAGGAAGACAGGAGGAGGAGGCUGGAGGAGGAGAGGAGGAGGCUGGAGGAGGAGAGGAGGGAGGAGGAGAGGAGGAGGCAGGAGGAGAAGAGAAGGCAGGAGGAAGAGAGGAGGAGGUUGGAGGAGGAGAGGAGAGAGGAGGAGCGUAAGAAAGAGAGGGAGGAUGAGGAGAGGAGACGGCAGCGGGCUGCCGAGGCUGCCAUCAGAGACUCGGAGGAGAGGAAGAGAGCGGAGGAGGCGAGGAGAAAGAGGGAGGAGGAGAAGAAAAGGCAGGAUGAGGAGGAGAAGAGGAGGUGCGAGGAAGAAAGGAAAAAAGCAGAGGAGGACAGGAAGAGGGCGGAGGAGGAGAGGAAGAGGGCGGAUGAGAGGAAGAGGGCGGAUGAGGAGAGGAAGAGGGCGGAUGAGGAGAGGAAGAGGAAGGAGGAGGAGAAGAGAAGACUGGAGGAGGAGAGGAAGAGCGCAGAGGAGGAGAGGAAGAGGAAGGAGGAGGAGGGGUCCGGCCAGCAGCAGGUGAAUGGAGGGAAGUCGGAUAUCCAGGCGAAGCUGACAGCUCUGCUACGAGGCCUGGAGGAGAGGAAAGGAGGGCUGCAGCCACAGGCCAGGGAGCACAGGAAGUCAGCCGCUCUCACUUCCUUCCAAGCUCUCUACCCCUUCACCGCCCGCAACAAGGACGAGCUCAGCUUCGAGGCCGAUGACAUCAUCGAGGUGGAUGAGUCUACGGAGCGUGAGCAGGGCUGGCUGUACGGCAGCGGGCGGGGGAACAUGGGCUGGUUCCCGGAGAGCUACGUGCAGAGACAGGCCCACCCGCAGGCCCAUCCGCAGGCCCCGCCCACAGGCGCUCUGUACGCCGUGGUCAACAAACAGGCGCUCAAGCCCCAGGCCUCCAUCCACACCUCCACUGCUGCCCCGGAGCCGGCCGCGCCUGCCAGCGCCCCGCCCAAGUCUGCCUUCACCCCCACACACCAUCCCAGCACCGCCCCCUCGGAACAGGGACAGGUGGUGGGCACCCUGCUGGCCCAGGCCCUGUGCUCCUGGACAGCCAAGACAGAGAGCCACCUGAACUUCAGUAAGGACGACGUGAUCCGCGUGCUGGAGCAGCAGGAGAGCUGGUGGCUGGGGGAGCUGGGGGGGCAGCAGGGCUGGUUCCCCAAGACCUACGUGGCUCUGCUGGGGGAGGACGAACCCGCCGACUCUGUAUUUUCUGAUGGAUCUGACAACAAUGAGGGUUCCCAACAAGAAGAGUUCGUGGCCCUGUACACGUACGAGAGCCCGGAGCCAGGGGACCUGACCUUCAGGGAGGGUGACAUCAUCCUGGUGAGCCAGCGUGAGGGGGACUGGUGGAGGGGCUGCACAGGAGACCGUGCCGGCCUCUUCCCCUCCAACUACGUCAAGCCUAAAGAGGUUGAGCCCUCUGGAGGCCCAGGGAAGCCCGGAACACCUGGCAAGAAGCCAGAGAUCGCCCAGGUAACCACGGCGUACUCGGCCAAUGGCACAGAGCAGCUGAGUGUGGCUCCUGGCCAGCUGAUCCUCAUCCUCAGCAAGAACGCCUCCGGCUGGUGGCUCGGGGAACUGCAGGCUCGUGGGAGGAAGCGGCAGAAGGGCUGGUUUCCUGCUUCUCAUGUCAAGAUGCUGGGCUCCAGCAGCGGCAAGUCUACACCUGCCCCUCUGCCAGUGUGCCAGGUCAUCGCCAUGUACGACUACAAGGCAGCCAAUGAGGACGAGAUGAGCAUCUCCAAGGGUCAGCUGAUCAACGUGCUGGACAAGAACGACCCUGAUUGGUGGAGAGGAGAUGUCAACGGGGUCACCGCCCUGUUCCCCGCCAAUUACGUCAAGAUGACCACCACAGAGUCCGACCCCAGCCAGCAAUGGUGGUAGAGUCUUCCUCCUUUUCCUCUCCUCCUCCUCUUGGCCUAUGAGAGACCCACUUCCCUAUCAGUGGGCGGAACUGUUUGGAGCCUCCACCCACUACAACUAACUCCACCCCUACCCUCCUUCCUGCCCUACCUGCCUGUCUGUUUCCCUCCACACCUGUCUACCUGCCUGCCUGUCUGCCUGUCUAGCUGCCUGCCUACCUGCCUGUCUGAGAUUUAGCAGAUCCCUCCAUGUCAGUAACGUAGUAGGUGCUAGAGCAGAGAGCAUGGGGACUAGCUAGACCAGCCCAGGCUCUGACAGGAGGGAGGACUUCCUGCAGGUGACCUGCUGUGAGUUCAUCUCUCCUGGUCUGGCUGGAACCCUGGACAGCUGGUCUUCAGCGAGGUCCUCUGGAGACCAGACCAGAGUAGUGGGUCUCUGGGUCUCUCUGUGGCUUCACUGUUCUCCCUCUCUCCCUCUCUCCCUCCCCCUGUCCACUUGUCCUCUUCCCCCCUCUCACCCCUGACAUUCUCUCUCUCCCUUCAUCUCUUCUCUAUAAGCCCAGCAGUUCUGCUAAACUAUCUCACACCAAAACAGACUGAUAGUUCACCUUAGUGAACAUGGCUCUGAGUAGAGUACUACAGCACCUUAGUGAACAUGGCUCUGAGUAGCGUAGUACAGCACCUUAGUGAACAUGGCUCUGAGUAGCGUAGUACAGCACCUUAGUGAACAUGGCUCUGAGUAGCGUAGUACAGCAUCUUAGUGAACAUGGCUCUGAGUAGAGUACUACAGCACCUUAGUGAACAUGGCUCUGAGUAGAGUACUACAGCACCUUAGUGAACAUGGCUCUGAGUAGUGUAGUACAGCACCUUAGUGAACAUGGCUGGUGCUGUUGAUGGUAUGUUUGUGUGUUGUGCCUCUGUAACACAGCCAGGAAAGCUUGUCUCCCGCCCCCACCCCCUUCUCCUGUGUUUAGUCGUGUGUCCUCCCCCCCCCCCCCCCCCCCCCAGGCUCCCCUGUGUUCAGACGGCUACAUGUGCCUUGUGAACUUGAACUGGGACAUUAAAGGUUGGUUUGGAAUGACGUUUUGUACUGUUUUCACUCUCCGAUAGAAAGUUCAUUCACAGGCAAGUUGCUUUGUCUCUGAGUCAAUCUGUGUGUGUUUACAGUCACCACAUGCCUAGUCAACAGAGGAAGGCUGUGUGUGCGUGUCUAUCUGCGUGUGUGUGUGUGUAUACUGCAUAAGGUUAUGUGGUUACGAAGGUGCACAAAGUCAUUCAGUCAGCCAGAGAAGGCUUCCUGUUUCCUGUCGCCUUCACAUCUCCAGGCCUUGUUCCUGGUUUGGAAAGGUUGCCCAGGGAAACCAGAGGUUAUGUCCUCACUGAGCAUGUGCAGACAGAGCCACCACCACCCACCACCCCCUUGUUUUGGUCCAAACAGAUUGUCUGGGCUGGCUUUCAGUGGGCCUGGCCUCAGCAGGGAAGAACAACAGAGGCACAGAGCAGGGCUGUGGAGAGGGGGAGAGAGAAGAGAGGGGGAGAGAACAGCAGAACUGAGACUGAAAGAGAAAAAGGAGUGAGAGAGAUGGUGAGUUUACAGCGCGAAGGCCGGCUCCAGUUUUUGAGGCUGUGGGAUGAGGUGAAGGAAGGGGAUGAGGGG
Messenger RNA from Osmerus eperlanus (European smelt), 6136 nucleotides. RefSeq names its product intersectin 2b (gene itsn2b). Lineage: Eukaryota; Metazoa; Chordata; Actinopteri; Osmeriformes; Osmeridae. Gene Ontology annotation, cellular component: presynaptic membrane; intracellular vesicle; plasma membrane. Gene Ontology annotation, biological process: endosomal transport; clathrin-dependent synaptic vesicle endocytosis; intracellular signal transduction. Gene Ontology annotation, molecular function: calcium ion binding; molecular adaptor activity; protein binding. The transcript is spliced from 28 exons. The record is from RefSeq and is a predicted model, not a curated record. The coding region runs from base 296 to 4501 and encodes 1401 amino acids.